This is a messenger RNA of Drosophila virilis, 1550 nucleotides long. RefSeq names its product lipase 3. Gene Ontology annotation, molecular function: hydrolase activity, acting on ester bonds. The record is from RefSeq and is a predicted model, not a curated record. NCBI's taxonomy places the organism in Eukaryota, Metazoa, Arthropoda, Insecta, Diptera, Drosophilidae. Gene Ontology annotation, biological process: lipid metabolic process.
UGGAGGUUAAUUUCGCUAACAACGACUCAAUUUAAAGGAUUUUUCUUUUUAAAUACUUAAGCAAACAGACAUUUAUAUAUAAAUUAGACGCAGCUCGGCACCAUUGAAUUUUAGGUAUCAUUGGAAUAAUAAGAUGUCUCGACGAGUUGCCUUACUUUUAUGGAUAUGCGUGCAUGCAACGCUUGCACUUGAUGAUCCCAUUAUAGAAGAUUCUGACCUUAAUACGCUGGAGCUACUUGAAAAGUACGGGUAUCCAGCCGAAAAUCAUACGGUCCAGACUGAAGAUGAUUAUUUUUUGAAUAUACAUCGAAUCCCCAGACCCAAUGCAAAGCCCGUUUUGCUAAUGCAUGGUCUAUUGGAUAGCUCUGCGACGUGGGUGAUUAUGGGACCCGAAAAGGGACUAGGUUACUGGCUCUACGACCAGGGCUACGAUGUGUGGAUGGGCAAUGUGCGUGGCAACACCUAUUGUAGGAAACACGCCAGUUACACGCCCGACGACAGCGAGUUUUGGGAUUUCUCGUUUCACGAAAUAGGCAUCUUUGAUUUACCUAAAAUCAUUGAUCAUGUACUCGAACAAACGGACUCUACGCAACUUCACUACAUUGGACACUCACAGGGCACCACUUCCUUCUGGAUAAUGGGUAGUGAGCGUCCCGAGUACAUGGAAAAAAUCCAGUUCAUGCAGGCCCUGGCUCCGGUUGCAUUUUUUAAGGAUUGCAAGAGUCCUCCCUUGAAUUUCUUGGGUGCAACCCCAUUAUCCUCAACUCUUUUACUGCAGAUGCUGGGCGCAAAUGAAUUCCUGCCGCAGACCGAAUUUACAGAAACGGUCAGUGCUGCGGUUUGCGAUGGUACGGAAUUUGGCGCUAGGCUCUGUUCGAAUACUCUCUUCCUCUUCACGGGCUUUGACAAGGAGCAACUGAAUGAGACCAUGUUGCCGACGAUCCUGGGACAUGCUCCCGCUGGAGCCUCGACCAAGCAAAUACUGCACUUUGGCCAAAUGAAAUCACUGAACGAUUUUCGCAAAUACGACUAUGGCCCAUUUGAGAAUCAAUUGCGAUACAAAAACUUUCUUCCACCCAAAUAUAAGCUGGAAAAUGUGAAUGCCAAGGUGGCCUUAUAUUAUGGCCUUAAUGAUUGGCUGGCGCAGCCCGGCGAUGUGACGACGCUUUACUUUAAAUUGCCAAAUGUGCAAUUUAAAUAUCUGGUGGACUAUCCGAAGUUCAAUCAUCUGGAUUUCAUGUGGGGCAUUGAUGCACGAGAGCUGCUCUACAAUCGCAUGCUUGAGAGUAUGCGUUAUUAUGAGAACGAGCAAGAGAUUAACUUGUAAUUAAUUUGGCGAAACUGGGUAUAGUCUAACGAUCCCAAAAACUGGCCGCAAAAACCUUUCAGUUAUAAAAAAGCAAGGUAUAAAACAAGUUUCUUCUCUUUUUGAACAUUGUGUAAAUAUAUUUGUUAAUGUAUAGAAUGAAAGCUGUAGCAGUUAGUAUUAUAUUUAGGAUUAGCUGUGUGUAAAAUGGUUUCUCAAUAAAAAUAUGGUACUUUUGUGAAUA